Molecule: messenger RNA, 1011 nt
Organism: Lodderomyces beijingensis
Lineage: Eukaryota; Fungi; Ascomycota; Pichiomycetes; Serinales; Debaryomycetaceae
Source: the annotation of a GenBank genome assembly
AUGUCUAUUCCCGCAACUCAAUACGGAUUCGUCUACACCAAGGCAUCGGGCCUUACUUUGAACAAGAACAUUCCUGUUCAGCAACCAGGCAUUGGCCAAUUGCUUUUGAAAAUCGAUGCUGUUGGCUUGUGCCACUCGGACUUGCACGUUAUUUAUGAAGGGCUCGACUGCGGUGACAACUACGUGAUGGGCCACGAGAUUGCUGGCACUGUUGCCGACGUUGGUCCCGAAGUUGACGACUGGAGCGUUGGCGACCGUGUAGCUGCCGUGGGCCCCAAUGGCUGCGGCAACUGCUCUUUUUGCCGCGGCGAUGCCGAAAAUGUGUGCAAGCGCGCCUUUGGCGACUGGUUCGGCUUGGGUAACGAUGGUGGCUACCAGCAGUACUUGAUUGUGCAAAGACCACGCAACUUGGUUAAGAUUCCAGACAAUGUUCCCUCUGGAAUUGCUGCUGCCUCAACUGACGCUGUCUUGACCCCCUAUCACGCCAUCAAGAUGGCCAAGCUCACUCCUGCUUCGAAAGUUUUGAUUGUCGGUGCUGGCGGCUUGGGUGCCAAUGCCGUCCAGAUUGCCAAGACAUUUGGCGCGCACGUGACUGUCUUGGACAAGAAGGACAAGGCUCGCGCCGAGGCCUUGAAGUUUGGCGCCGAUGCUGCACUCGAGAGCUUGCCUGCGCAUACAGAGGCUGGCUCAUUCGACGUCUGUUUUGACUUUGUCUCGGUGCAAGCUACGUUUGACAUUUGUCAAAAAUACUGUCAACCCAGAGGUAUUAUUGUCCCCGUUGGUCUCGGCGCCCCCAAGUUGACGAUCGAUGUCGCUGAUUUGGACUUGCGCGAAAUCAAGAUCUUGGGCAGUUUCUGGGGUACUACUACUGACUUGGAGGAAGUCUUUGAGUUGGUUAGCAAGGGCAUUGUCAAGCCAAAUGUCCGCUCGGCCAAGUUGGAAGAAUUGCCUGUCUACCUUGAAAAGUUGAAAAAGAACGAGUACGAGGGAAGAAUGGUUUUCCACCCAUAA